UCUUUCGCAAUGCUGUCGUCGUGCUGUUGGAUCUCAUUCAGUUUCUACUUUCGCUCCGAAUAACUUCCAAAUUGAACAGUAAAAAUUCGUAAAAAAAAAAAAAGUAUACUAUUUUUCUAUAAAUUUAUUUUGGAAAACUUGAGUCGAAAACAUGUGUUCUCCGUGCGGUCCCUGCAGUCCCUGCGAUCCCUGCUGUGGUCCCUUCGAAUGCUCGCCCAAGUGCUACAAUGCCGCCCAACUGGAGGCCUUGCCACAAUGUGCUCCACGUAUCCCGCCACCCUUUCCCAAAUGCAUCACCGUGCAGCAACCACCUCGCAUGAUCUGCAAAAAACGCGUGGUCUUCACGGAGAAGAUAGUGCCGGAGCCUAUGGUAGUGAACCGAUGCAGGCAGAUCACCAUACCAAAGGUUGUUGACGCCACGCGGGUAAUCAAGGUGCCCAAACUGAUUUGGGUGUCGCAGAUGGUGCGAGAGCCCAGAGUAAUAUACUACCCCUCGAUGAUCCCCGAUCCCUAUGUGGUGUGCUAUCCCAAGCGCGUCUGCGAACCACGCGAGGUGUGCCAGUCGAUCCUGUGCCAGCCGAAGCCGCAGACCAUCGACAUUCCGCCGCCAAGGGAGUACUGCUGCUAUCCGAAUGGACCCAUCAACUACAAGCCCAGUGCAGCCUGCCCACCCUGCCCCAUCGGACCAUGUGCUCCUGGAGGAGCCUGCUGCCCGCUGCCCUGCUUUUCCACAAACCAGUAUCCCGUUGCCGAGGGCAGGUGCGGACCCUGUGGGCCAUGCGGUCCAGGAUGCGGACCCUGCGGACCCUGCGGACCGCGAUGUGGUCCCUGCGGACCCGGCCCGUGCGGACCCUGUGGGCCGAGAUGCGGUCCGGGUGGACCGUGCGCUGUGCCCAAUUGCGGGCCCUGCGGCCUCACAAUGCCGUCGGGUCCGUUUGUCCCGGCUCCAUGUGGACCCUGUGCUCCCUGCGGGCCAUGCGGACCGCUCGGCAACAGUCCUUGUGGUCCUUGCGGACCCUGCGGACCCUGUUCUCCCCCGUGUCCGUACGAGUCACCCGAGUGCGGCCCGUGCUACCCGUGCGCCCCAACUCCCUGGAACACCCACUGCGGUCCAGUUGGUCCUUGCGGUCCUCAGGUGCCCUGUGGUCCCUGCGGCCCCUGUUAAUAUCAUCGUUGUGCUGCCUGGAAUGUUGUCGGAAAACAGUGCCCAGUGGUCCAACUUGUCUAUCACCGAUACAGAUUACCAUAAUGUUUUCGCCGUCCUGCUACCAAUCACUACCAAAAGUCUAUAGUUCUCUAUACUUUGUUACCGCAUGGACGACUCAUUGGCUGUAAAUAAAAAUUGGAUUUA
Messenger RNA from Drosophila erecta, 1351 nucleotides. It is a transcript of the gene Mst98Ca, whose product is annotated as DBF4-type zinc finger-containing protein 2 homolog. The coding region runs from base 152 to 1165 and encodes 337 amino acids. The transcript has a single exon. Lineage: Eukaryota; Metazoa; Arthropoda; Insecta; Diptera; Drosophilidae. The record is from RefSeq and is a predicted model, not a curated record.